Molecule: messenger RNA, 933 nt
Organism: Arvicanthis niloticus (Nile rat)
Lineage: Eukaryota; Metazoa; Chordata; Mammalia; Rodentia; Muridae
Gene: Hoxa6
Product: homeobox A6
Biological process (GO): anterior/posterior pattern specification; regulation of transcription by RNA polymerase II
Cellular component (GO): nucleus
Molecular function (GO): RNA polymerase II cis-regulatory region sequence-specific DNA binding; DNA-binding transcription factor activity, RNA polymerase II-specific
Source: RefSeq, a predicted model, not a curated record
UCUUUCCCAUUGGCCGCCGCUGCGUCAGCUGGUGCGAUUUGCUGCUGUCGCUUUUGGCGUUCGGCCAUCCAGAAACAAACCAGUUCGAUGACUACUAAUAGUUAUAGCCAGAUGUACUAAUACACAACAAAUCACAGUCCUGCAGAGGGGCGCGCAAAUGAGUUCCUAUUUUGUGAAUCCCACUUUCCCUGGGAGCCUGCCCAGCGGCCAGGACUCCUUCUUGGGCCAGCUGCCCCUCUACCCGGCCGGCUAUGACGCGCUGAGGCCCUUCCCGGCCUCUUACGGGGCGUCGAGUCUUCCGGACAAGACAUACACCUCACCUUGUUUCUACCAACAGUCCAACUCGGUCCUGGCCUGCAACCGGGCAUCCUACGAGUACGGGGCCUCAUGUUUCUAUUCUGAUAAGGACCUCAGUGGCGCCUCACCCUCGGGCAAUAACAAGCAGAGGGGCCCCGGGGACUACCUGCACUUUUCUCCCGAGCAGCAGUACAAACCUGACAGCAGCAGCGUGCAGGGCAAAGCCCUCCAUGAGGAAGGCACCGACCGGAAGUACACAAGCCCUGUUUACCCCUGGAUGCAGCGGAUGAAUUCCUGUGCGGGUGCCGUGUACGGGAGUCACGGGCGCAGAGGCCGCCAGACCUACACUCGCUACCAGACGCUGGAGCUGGAGAAGGAAUUUCACUUCAACCGCUACCUGACUCGGCGACGCCGCAUCGAGAUCGCCAACGCGCUCUGCCUCACUGAGCGCCAGAUCAAGAUCUGGUUCCAGAAUCGGCGCAUGAAGUGGAAAAAGGAAAAUAAACUCAUCAAUUCCACGCAGGCCAGCGGGGAAGACUCUGAGGCCAAGGCGGGCGAGUAGACUCCAGGGCAGGGACCAGGCCAGCGUUAAAACCUCUAUUGGCUUUGCCCCUGGUGCCCUUGCCUGCUCCCCAA